Molecule: messenger RNA, 1442 nt
Organism: Bombus pyrosoma
Lineage: Eukaryota; Metazoa; Arthropoda; Insecta; Hymenoptera; Apidae
Product: mevalonate kinase
Exons: 3
Coding region: 134-1276 (380 amino acids)
Biological process (GO): isoprenoid biosynthetic process; cholesterol biosynthetic process
Cellular component (GO): cytoplasm
Molecular function (GO): ATP binding; mevalonate kinase activity
Source: RefSeq, a predicted model, not a curated record
AGGUCAGUACAUUCAGUACUAGAAGAAGAACUUAAAACAAUUCAUGCAUUCAAGCAAAAGACAUUAACACCAGCAGAGUGGGAAAAGAAGGAAAUGAUAAAAAGCUCCACGAAUUAGAUUUGAGAAAUUUAAAAUGAUUCAGUUUAAAGUGUCUGCUCCUGGAAAAGUAAUUCUUUUUGGAGAACAUGCUGUAGUAUAUGGAAAAACAGCUGUUGCUGCCAGUGUAGAUUUACGUACAGUUCUAAAUUUCGCUGAAUUACCUGAAACAGAACAAAUUGUUAAGAUAUGUUUUCCUAAAGUAAAUUUAUUUAUUAACAUACCUCUACAGCAAAUACAAAAUUUCUUUUUUAUUAACAAAGAUGUGGAACAUGUAGAAAAUUAUGAAGCAUUUUAUAACAAAGUAAAAGAAUUUGUCUCCAUUAUUAGUUAUGCAAAUCUGCAACAAAGGUUAAGCCUGGAAGCAUUCUUUUAUCUUUUUAUUUAUAUUACGCAAAAGGAAGAGAUCGAAGUGAAACCAUUUCAAGUUCACUUAAAUACAGAAUUGGGAAUUGGUUCUGGACUUGGUAGUUCUAGUUCCUUUGCAGUUUGUCUCGCUGCGUGUUUUUUACAUUGGUCACAUUUACAAAAAAAUAUUUAUAAAAUAUUAGAUUUUUCUAUCUUAGACACUAUUUCGAAGUAUGCUCUAAAUUGUGAAAAAAUUAUGCAUGGAAACCCCUCUGGAAUAGACAAUUCUGUCUGUACAUAUGGGUCAAUAAUAGAAUUCAAAAAGGGUGAUUAUGUAAAGCCAAUAAGUAACAUACAUGCUCUAAAAAUUUUACUGGUAGACACAAGAGUAAAUAGAAGCACAAAGACUUUAGUUGAAAGACUACUAGAACUGAAACAUAGAUACCCAGUUAUUAUUGAUCUGAUUAUGAGUUCUAUAGACAAUAUAUCCAAAGAAGUAAUUAAAAUUAUUGAAAAACUGAAAACAGUUUCUACUGACGAUGAAUAUUUUCUUGAAGGGUACAGACAAUUAAUGAUACUUAUUAAUAUGAAUCAAGGACUGCUAGCCACAUGUCAAGUUUCUCAUCCAUCUUUAGACAGAAUUUGUGCAGAAGCACAAAAUUAUGCUUUGGCAGCAAAGCUUACAGGUGCUGGCGGUGGUGGACAUGCAUACAUUCUCUUAUUACCAGAUACACAACCAGAAACUAUUGCAAGUAUUUCACGAAAAUUAAUUGCAGAUGGAUUUACUGUCAAGUUAACGACUUUGGGAGGUCCUGGGGUACAAAUUAAUUAGUAAUUUUGUUAUAAAUAUUGCAUACAUUAAUACAAAUAAACUUAUUUUUGUUCUGAAUAUUUUCAAUGUGACAUAAAUUUUAUUUAUAAUUAUAAAGAGUACUUGUAAUUUUUACACAAAAUGUAAAUUACAGUUUUAGUACCAAUAUAUGUUAAUGGUCAUCUCA